This is a messenger RNA of Kalmanozyma brasiliensis GHG001, 390 nucleotides long. RefSeq lists its product as uncharacterized. Gene Ontology annotation, molecular function: protein heterodimerization activity. The record is from RefSeq and is a predicted model, not a curated record. Gene Ontology annotation, biological process: rRNA (guanine-N7)-methylation; peptidyl-glutamine methylation; tRNA methylation. The transcript has 2 exons. The coding region runs from base 1 to 390 and encodes 129 amino acids. Lineage: Eukaryota; Fungi; Basidiomycota; Ustilaginomycetes; Ustilaginales.
AUGAGACUGCUCACACAUAACCUGCUCGCGUGUCACGCCAAAGCGUGUCAAACGACAUCGAACAACUUCCCCCUCCUUCUCAAAGACGUGCAGCUCGAGCUGAUCGAGGCGGAACAGAACGACACAUUCAUCAAGGGCUUCCUGCCGAAGCUCGACUGGCCAGCGCUGGUCAAGACGGCAAGGAGUCUGGGCGACACUUCGUUGCCAGACCAAGGACCGGACGCAUCACAACCGCUCGAGGACGAGGCGCUGAUCAAGUUGCUACAUCACGUGCUGCUCGAGAUCCACGUCGUCGAAGGACAAAUGAUCUGCCCCAAUUGCCAACACAUCUACCAGAUCCGAAGCGGCAUUCCAAAUAUGCUGCUCGCCGAGCACGAGAUCGGAAAGUGA